CUGCAUCAUUUCCAUGACGAUCUACUAUCCCGACUUUUAAAGUUUACAUUUACAAAGGUGCUUUUUAAAUUAAUCAUGAGUAUAUUUCGUCCCAUUUUAAUUCAAAUAAGCCUGACAAUUUCAUAUUUUCAAUAUUCUUCGACACUUUCUUUUUAUCCUCUUUAAACCUGUUUUCCAUACACCUGCUGCCAUCAUUAUAUGGCAACGUCGUGAGCUCUUGAUUACAUCGUCAAAGUGGUUAGCAGAAAGGCGUGUCCACGUCCACAUCGGACAUUUAUGAAAGUUUCUGUCGUAUGUUCACAACUAGUGUUAGAUAAUCAUCCCCUACUAGGGGGACGUGGUUGGCAGCGGGCGUGUUCUUUGACAGUUCGUCCCGGACUUCCAGCUGCAGGCUAGCUGCGGUUAGCAUCCGGUUAGCUUCGCCGCACAGCUGGGCUCAUCUGGACGGGGAAGGUUAGGGCGUUUUGCUCCGAGGAGCUGCAUGGAUGAGCUGGUGAGAAGUUUGCCCUCCCCGAAUCUCCCGGGGAUGCAGCUGCCGCGUCUGGACACGCACAAGGGCUGGCUGUUUAAAUGGACCAACUACUUGAAGGGAUACCAGAGGCGAUGGUUCGUCCUCAGCAACGGCCUGCUCUCCUAUUACAGAACCCAGGCAGAGAUGGGCCACACCUGCAGAGGAACCAUUCCCCUGGCGGCUGCUCAAAUCGAGCUGGGCGACGCGUGCCACUUGCUGAUAACCAACGGAGGGCGAAGCUAUCACCUGAAGGCCACCUCUGAAGCAGAGUGUCAGCACUGGUUAUCCACCCUGCAGCAGGCCAAAAUCAACGCCAACGCUCUCAUACAUCACUCUGAUGACUCAGGAGAUGAAGAAAGUCCUGGCCCGCAUGACGCUCGAGUCCUAAACCAAGGCGCGUUGAAGACAUUGGCCAGUAAGCUGGAUGAUCUAAGCACCUGUAAUGAGCUGAUCGGAAAGCAUGGCGCCGCCCUUCAGCGUUCCCUCGGCGAAUUUGAGGAUCCCCGCGGGUGCGUCAACGGCGCAGACAAACUGAAGACGGUUAACGAGCGAGCCGCCCUCUUCCGCAUCACCUCCAAUGCUAUGAUCAAUGCUUGUCGUGACUUUGUGGAUGUAGCGCAGUCUCAAAAUAGGAGGUGGCAGAAAACCCUGCAGCAUGAGCAAGAGCAGCGUCACUAUCUGGAGACCACCAUUGAGCAGCUAGCCAAACAGCACAACAGCCUGGAGACGGCCUGGAGGGAGAAGCCCACCUCGUACACAGGUGUGCAGAGAUCGUGCGAGGUGGACGGGAGUGACGAGAAUGAUGAAUUCUUCGACGCCAUGGAGGACGCGCCUUCAUUCAUAACGGUGAACGCGGAAACCAAACACAGGCGCUCAGGGAGUAGUCAGAGUAUGAUGAGUGGUGGAGUCCCCAGUGACUGGACCUUAAAUGAGAAUGUAGGUGGCUUACUUCUUCUUCGGCACACGGAAACAAACAAAUUGCAGCCUCUUACCAUUUUUUUUCAGGACACCUCAGACUCGAACCACAUGCAGCUACGCAGAACAAGACGCAGCCGUAUUCCAGACAAACCGAAUUACUCCCUCAACCUUUGGAGCAUCAUGAAGAACUGUAUCGGCAAAGACUUAUCAAAGAUACCCAUGCCUGUCAACUUCAACGAGCCGCUCUCGAUGCUGCAGCGUCUGACCGAGGAUGUGGAGUACAGCGAGCUCCUGGACCGGGCGGCUCGCUGCGGCGACUCCUUGGAGCAGAUGUGCCUGGUGUCCGCCUUCUCCGUCUCCUCCUACUCCACCACCACCUAUCGCACAUCCAAACCCUUCAACCCUCUACUUGGGGAGACCUACGAGCUUGACCGGCUGCAGGAAUACGGCUACCGCUCCAUCUGUGAGCAGGUGAGUCAUCACCCACCAGCUGCUGCCCACCACGUGACCUCACAGCGAGGAUGGACCCUAUGGCAACACAUCACUAUUGACAGCAAGUUCCGUGGGAAGUACAUCUCUGUCGUGCCACUCGGGAAGAUUCACUUGCAGUUCCACUCAAGCGGGAACCACUACGUGUGGAGCAAAGUGACCUCAACAGUUCACAAUAUCAUUGUGGGGAAACUCUGGAUUGAUCAGUCAGGUGACAUUGACGUUGUAAACAUCACCACCAAGGAUACCUGCCAUCUCAAGUUCUCGCCCUACAGCUACUUCUCCAGAGACGUCCCCCGUAAAGUGACGGGCAUGGUGGAGGACUGUGAGGGCACAUCGCAUUACAUCCUAUCAGGAACGUGGGAUGAAAAGAUGGAAAGUGCCAAAAUAGUGGAUAGCAGUCAAGGAAGCGGUGGCUCAGAAGGCAAACAAAAAACUGUUUAUCAGACUCUUCAGCCAAAGCUGCUGUGGAAGAAAUACCCUCUCCCGGACAAUGCCGAGAACAUGCAUUAUUUCUCCGCCUUGGCUUUGACUCUGAAUGAGCCAGAGGAGGGGGUCGCGCCCACCGACAGCCGCAUGCGUCCGGACCAGCGGCUGAUGGAGGCCGGCUUGUGGGAUGAAGCCAACACGCAGAAGCAGCGUCUGGAGGAGUGUCAGAGGCUAGAGAGGAAGAGGAGAGAGGUCCAAAGCAUGCAGGGCAUCGAGGAAGGGCAAGAAGUGGAAGUGUACCAGCCGCUUUGGUUCGAGAAGAGAACAGAUGAAACAACAAGAGAAAGCAGCUACAUCUACAGGGGAGGCUACUGGGAGGCCAAAGAGAGGCAGGACUGGAGCAUGUGCCCCGAAAUCUUUUAGCGCAAAUGGAAGCUGUCACUUAGACAUCAUGGGCUCCUGUCUACGGUCAGAUCAUAUCUGGCCCAAAACAGGUUUGUUGUUCUCAAACCUGGGAAGACACACUUAUUGAUGCUUGCUUCUUUUGACAAGGGACUUCAGGCCUUUAAUGGACCCUGCUUCGUUUCCAUUGUUACAUUCUGGUGCUGCCUGAAUGGGACUAAGCUGCUUGGCAAGUAAAUGCUUUGGAAACGAUAUUAGCUAUUGCUAGGUUGUAAAUUCAUUUUACUUUUCCAUUUUAAAACUGAAUGAACGAGUAAAAUGACAUCAUCAUUGUUCCUGGAGAACAGUUAUCAUCCAUCUUGAGAUGUAUACAAUAUAAUUUUUAAAUACAGUAGACGAUAAAGUGAAAGGGAAAUGCACCUUUAAUGAAAUUAUGCAUAUAUGUAUAAUUGAUUGAGUCUAGAAAAUUUGGAGUUAGACAGCAACAAAUGGGGGCCUUGUUGGACCUAUUAGAAAUGAUAGUUAUAGCACUGGUUUCACUCUUGUAAUUACUGUUUAGAGUUGUCUGCAAUAAGUUAACUGCCCUGUUACUUGAGAAAAAAACUCAGGCAGAUUAGCAAAUUGUGUUUUAUAAUGCACAAAAACAUAAUUUAUUCCGAAUGCUAAUUUAUCCAUAAAAAAUCCUAUUGCAUUAAGAAACUAAAUGGGCUAGAAAAGCAACACAAAUACUGAAGGCUUCAUGCGCAGCUCCGCUCUAGUAAGGACGAUUAAAAAUAAUAAUAAUACGAAUAAUCUGUUUGUUGUACAAAUAUGAGUCACUGGUUGACUUUUGCCUGUCUAUAGGAAACAUAGUAGAAGUAGAAACAUGUCAUUCAGAUUUACUGUAAAAAUUUCCAUAUUUACUUGAAUAUCCCUAACAUGGCUGUAAACAAAUUAUAAUGUAAAUAUCAUAUGUCAGGUUAGAUUAUAAUCUAAACCAUAUGAAUAUUUAUUCAUAUAACUUUUUAGUUCAGAUAAAGCACAACAGUGAAGUUUACCUGCAAGUUACCCAAAUAUCAAGCUUUUGACACUACGUGGACUGUACCAAUGGAUGUUUUAUUAGGGGGGUUUUAGAUUUGAGCACCUGUUUAAAAAGUGUGAAUAUCUUUCACCCAACUCUGAGUGGACCAUUAAUGGAACAUGUGAACUCACCAUUUGUGCCCGACGACCUUCAAAAUGUUACCCUUUUUUUUUUUCUUCAAUAAAAACACAAAGCUAUCGCUGAGACG
Messenger RNA from Syngnathus acus (greater pipefish), 4017 nucleotides. Its product is annotated as oxysterol-binding protein 2-like. NCBI's taxonomy places the organism in Eukaryota, Metazoa, Chordata, Actinopteri, Syngnathiformes, Syngnathidae. The record is from RefSeq and is a predicted model, not a curated record. Bases 482 to 2770 code for a protein of 762 amino acids. Gene Ontology annotation, molecular function: cholesterol binding. The transcript is spliced from 13 exons. Gene Ontology annotation, cellular component: intracellular membrane-bounded organelle; cytosol; membrane.